UUUGCCAGGGUGGAGAGGAAGCCGGGAGGGAGACACCUGCGAUGGGAGCCUUUGUCUUCCAGCCAGGGGUGGAGGAUCGAGUGGAGGCAUGUCAGGGCUGGGGUGACUGCUGACCCCAACACGGGAGCCUCGGGGCGGUGCGCACCGUGGGAAGUGAGCCGCAGCGUGCUGAGGCCUCUCUAGGGAGUGGGCGGAGCCACACCUGGCAUUCACUGGUGAAGUGGGCGGUGAGCAGUCCGGCUAGCACCCACCGAUGGCAGGAAGGACGCCCUGGAAGAGCUGCACGUUUGAUCCUGGGCCACUGUGUUCGCUGAGCCUCCCAGACGGGGACCCGGAGCUGCUGUCCCCGCAGCUGCAGGCCCCCUAUUCCAGGGGCACAGAGCCCCUCAGCUCCCCCGGCCUCUCCCAGCACGCCCCGGCAGCCCAGGAGUACCUGCCUUUCUUCCGCACCUACGGGCAGCUCCAGGACGAGGAGCAGCUGGCCCUGCGGCCCGCGGUAUACGGGGACGGAGGAGCGGCGCUGUCCCAGGAGGACUCGGCGCAGCCCUGCGGCUUCUUCCCUUACUACCACUCCCAGGACAAGCAUUUCCCCAGCCUGGCCCCUCCUGGCUGGUCACAUGGGGCCUCCCAAGACCCCCUCCCCACGAGGGUGGCCCAGGCGGGCAGCUGCUGCAGGACGUCAGCCAGGGACGCACACGCUGCCACCUCUGCAGGCUCGGCCUACACCCCUGGCUCCGCACACGCUCCAGCCUGCUGCAGCCUCCUGCUGGCCUCAGCAGGGUGCCCCUGCGACUGUGCCCCGAACGCCCAGCUCUGCAGGGUCCGCAGCCUCGAGGCCGCAGGCUUUGUGCCCUACUACAGAAGCCACGAGGAGAGGCUGCGCACCAGCCCCGGGCCUCCGGCCCCUCCAUCGGGAAGCCAGGAGAUCUCCAGGGGGCUGCCCAGGCCUGGUGCAGCCACACCGAAGCCCCCUGGCCCUUCUCACUGCUCGGCGUCUGGCUCAACAGGCCUGGGGUCUUUGUCCUGGAGGAGCAGAGGCAAGAUGAUGAGCCCAUGCCCCAUGUCAGUCCCCUCCCUGUCCUCCCAGGAGCACCCACUUCUCCGUCCCAGCUGGAAUCCCUGCCAGUGGGCAGCCAGCAGCUGCACCCAGAGCCGCACCACAGGGGAGCGUCAGUGCUGCCCGGUGCUCAGGCCUCCUCACAGUGCUUCCACGGCCUGGCCCAGGCCGGGGCCGAGCAGCGGGGGCCGUCUGAGCUACAGAGGGGUGUGCACACGCACAGCCUGGUCUUGUAAAUAAAUCAUUUCACUGCA
Molecule: messenger RNA, 1311 nt
Organism: Oryctolagus cuniculus (rabbit)
Lineage: Eukaryota; Metazoa; Chordata; Mammalia; Lagomorpha; Leporidae
Source: RefSeq, a predicted model, not a curated record